Molecule: messenger RNA, 1238 nt
Organism: Triticum dicoccoides
Lineage: Eukaryota; Viridiplantae; Streptophyta; Magnoliopsida; Poales; Poaceae
Exons: 7
Coding region: 239-1111 (290 amino acids)
Source: RefSeq, a predicted model, not a curated record
CGUUCCGUGUGUGGGCUUGAGCGGUAAUUGAAUGGGCCGUCCGGUACCUUCGACAGCACACAGUUGACCUAACUUUGGGAGCUCUCGCAGAUUCCGGCGGCGACGGCGGCAGCAGCGACCAGCAUGGCAGCCAUCCACUUUCCUUGAGGAGGUCGGUGAGUGUUUGGUGCCCGCCCCGGUGGUGGCGGAGCCCAUAGCGGUCGGUACGGUAGUGGAGCUUGAGGUGGCGUCGCAAAAGAUGCUGGAUCAGGCGCAACCGGAGCCGGAUGGUCCGGCUUUCACAGCGAAGGCACAAAUCUUGCCGGGCAGUGAAGCGGCGGCGGAGAGGAAAGACAGUUCUCCACCCAGUUCGGAGCUGUCAACUGGGAAGAUGAACCCCCGAGCGCCUGGAUGGAAUAAGAGGUUGAGGACCGUUGCUGCAACUCCAAGCCGCCCACCUUGCCCAAACCGCACCAAUGCAUUUGAGAAGGCCGUUCGUAGCUAUGCCGAAAACCCAACUGAGAAUGUAAUAACCCCAACUGUCGGCACAUCAUUCGACUCGGUUGGGGAGGCAUACGACUUUUACAAUUUGUAUUCAUGGGAAAAGGGCUUUGGUAUUCGAUACAGUAAGAGCCGACUGAAUGUUGAGAGGACGAAGUGCAUGCAGGAAAUAGUCUGUGGUUGCUCGGGGAAAGCUGGUGUGGAGAACACAAGGUCAUGUCGUUGCGAAUGCCCUGCUCUAAUAAUGGCUGGACCAAUGCAUCAGAGGCAAGUGGCGAAUGCAACGACUGCUGUGUCAAGGCAUAAUGCCAUUGAUGCAGGUCCCCCGGGCUUCGGGCGUAGCACGGCCACAUCUGUUGGUGUGCAACAGACAGAAGGAGAUGAAAAUGAAAUGGGGAAUAUCUUGCAAGAGAUCACAGAAAUGCAAGCUACUGCUGUAGAUGGGGGGAGAAGACAUGUAAUUUCAUCGUGCAAAAAUAUAACGAUUGGCAUGGAGUGUGCUAGAGCCAGGAAUGUCACUGUGAAACAUGAGAAUGAUGAGGAUAGCUGUAGACAGCCUCGUGUGCUAGACAUUGACGGGAAGUGUGCGAGGAAGCUCCAGAAAGAGCUGGACGAGGAAUUUGGCAAAUGAUGAUCAGGUUGCAUGUAUGUAUCAGAAGAUGUAUGACCAGAAUGGUGAGUGGGAUACAAAUACAAGUAGAUGUUUUUUUGUAGAAAUGAUGGCCAUGUUGCGGGUAGCUAAUGUCUUUGUGUCUUUU